Phyllostomus hastatus (greater spear-nosed bat) is the source of this 2149-nucleotide messenger RNA. It is a transcript of the gene SLC39A7, whose product is annotated as solute carrier family 39 member 7. The transcript is spliced from 8 exons. NCBI's taxonomy places the organism in Eukaryota, Metazoa, Chordata, Mammalia, Chiroptera, Phyllostomidae. The coding region runs from base 157 to 1548 and encodes 463 amino acids. Gene Ontology annotation, biological process: intracellular zinc ion homeostasis; zinc ion transmembrane transport. Gene Ontology annotation, molecular function: zinc ion transmembrane transporter activity. The record is from RefSeq and is a predicted model, not a curated record. Gene Ontology annotation, cellular component: membrane.
AUGCGCGCCAGGGCAGGUUGGCUUCGCCGCUACCGGAGUGCCGCCACAUUGGUAAAGGCAUUGGGACCGAGGUAGAACGGAACUUUCUGUUCUCGCGGGAGCUAGGACUGCCACGUCCGAGGAAACAGGGAAAGGAGAGGAUCCUGGAGCCGCGUGAUGGCCAGAGGCCUGGGGCCCCCCCUCUGGGUGGCCGUGGGACUGCUGACCUGGGCGGCCUUGGGGCUGCUAGUGGCCGGACACAGGGGUCAUGGUGACUUGCAUGAGGACCUGCACGAGGAUUUCCAUGGCCAAAGCCACUCACAUGAGGAUUUUCACCAUGGACACAGCCACGCCCACGUCCAUGGCCACACUCAUGAGAGCAUCUGGCAUGGGCAUACCCACGGUCACGGCCACGGACAUUCACAUGAGGAUUUGAACCAUGAUCAUAGCCAUAGCCACUCCCAUGAGAGCCUCUACCACAGAGAACAUGGACAUGACCAUGAGCACAGCCAUGGAAGCUAUGGGGAGGCUCCAGGCAUCAAGCAGGACCUGGACACUGUCACUCUCUGGGCGUAUGCACUAGGCGCCACAGUGCUGAUCUCCGCAGCUCCGUUUCUCAUCCUCUUCCUUAUCCCCGUGGAGUCGAACUCUCCACGGCACCGCUCUGUGCUCCAGAUCUUGCUCAGUUUUGCUUCCGGUGGACUCCUGGGAGAUGCCUUCCUGCACCUCAUCCCUCAUGCCUUGGAACCUCAUUCUCACCACCUUCAGGAGCAGCGGGGACAUGGACACUCCCACAGUGGCCAGGGCCCCAUUCUGUCUGUGGGACUAUGGGUCCUUAGUGGAAUUGUCGCCUUUCUUGUGGUGGAGAAAUUUGUGAGACAUGUUAAAGGAGAACAUGGACACAGUCACAGUCAUGGACGUGGUCACACACACGGAAGUCAUGGACAUGGAACACAGGAGCAUUCUUCAAAGGAGAAACAGAACUCAGAAGAAGAAGAAAAGGAAGUAGGGGGAUUGAGGAAGCGGAGAGGAGGCAGCACAGCGCCCAAGGAUGGGCCAGUGAGACCGCAGAAUUCUAAGGAGGAAAAAACAGGUUCAGAUCUGCGUGUAUCAGGGUACCUGAAUCUGGCUGCUGACCUGACACACAACUUCACAGAUGGUCUGGCCAUUGGUGCUUCAUUUCGAGGGGGUUGGGGAUUAGGGAUCCUGACCACAAUGACUGUCCUGCUACAUGAAGUGCCCCAUGAAGUCGGGGACUUUGCCAUCUUAGUCCAGUCUGGUUGCAGCAAAAAGCAGGCGAUGCGUCUACAACUACUGACGUCAAUAGGGGCCCUCGCAGGCACAGCCUGUGCCCUCCUAACUGAAGGAGGGGCAGUGGGCAGUGAAGUUGCAGGUGGUUCAGGUCCUGGCUGGAUUCUGCCAUUCACUGCAGGUGGCUUUAUCUACAUAGCCACCGUGUCUGUGUUGCCUGAGCUGCUGAGGGAGGCAUCACCAUUGCAGUCACUUCUGGAGGUGCUGGGGCUGCUGGGGGGAGUUGUCAUGAUGGUGCUGAUUGCCCACCUGGAGUGAGAGGUGGGACUAACUGCCCCCACCCCAGCCCCAAAUCUGUAAGCUGUCUGUGUCAGGGGUCUGUGGAGGUUGGGGGGCCCUGGCCAGAAGCAUCUGCUGAAGAAAGUUGUAUCCUGGGGAAGUGCUGAUUUUGGCAUGAGGGCAACAAGGUUUGGCAGUUUUAUGGGGCCUGUAGGGAUGAGGAUGAGCGGCCAGAGGGACCAUUGUGUUGGGCACGUGCUGACCAUGUUGUUGAAUUUGGGGGGCUAAAUGGGUCCAUGUAGAAAGCUGGAAGAGACCAGUGAUGGCCGCCUACCCCAAGUCUCCUACCCCACCUAUUCCCAGCUGCCACACAGAUCUCUCCAAGGUCCUCCUUCUUCCUCCCCUCCAGGGAAGAUCAGAGCCCCAAACCAGGGGAGGGGCUUUUCGGGAUAAACAUCUAUUAAACAUCAAUCAAUCGUGUGUCCUGAUUUGGAAGUGAUUCUGCCGGGGCGGGCAGGGAGCUUUAGUUACUAAUCUCAUGGCCUGAUUUUUAUUUUGUUUCUAAUUUUUAUAUCGCUGUUUGAAUCGAGGGAAUGGGGUGGCGACCGGAAAUAAAGUCCUCGAGUCUUCCAACCCCAAA